This is a messenger RNA of Cuculus canorus (common cuckoo), 3684 nucleotides long. It is a transcript of the gene RAB39A, whose product is annotated as RAB39A, member RAS oncogene family. NCBI's taxonomy places the organism in Eukaryota, Metazoa, Chordata, Aves, Cuculiformes, Cuculidae. The transcript is spliced from 2 exons. The record is from RefSeq and is a predicted model, not a curated record. Gene Ontology annotation, biological process: Rab protein signal transduction. The coding region runs from base 498 to 1247 and encodes 249 amino acids. Gene Ontology annotation, molecular function: GTP binding; GTPase activity. Gene Ontology annotation, cellular component: Golgi membrane.
ACCGCAGAGCGGCCGCGAGAGGCGGCACCAGCGGCCAGAGCCGGGGCCCGGGGGCCGGGGCCGCAGUCGGCGGGGACCGCGUGGUGCUGAAGGGACAGCGCUCGCGGGCACGCUCAGCCCAGUCUGGCUUGGUGCUGGAGGGACGCCACCUGCGGACACCACCCUCCCGACUCGGCGUGGUGCUGAAGGGACAGCACCCGCGGACACGCCCAGCGCAGCCCAGUGUGGUGUUGAAGGGACAACGCCCGCCCCGGAGCCGCGGGUGGUGCUGAAGGGACAGCGUCAGCCCCGCCUCGGCAGCCGCGGGCGAACCCGGUGGUGCUGAAGGGACAGCGCCCGCCCCGCCCCGGAGCCGCGGGAGCCCGGCGCGGCGCCCCGGGAGCGGGGCGGGGGGACCCGUCCUCCACCCGCAGUCCCGCCCGGGCCGGUGCCCCCGUGCUGUCCCCGCGGCUCCCCGGGCGCCGACAACCCCCCGCCGCCUCCUGCCCGCUGCGCAGAUGCCGGGUGUUGGGGCGAUCGGAGCGCGGUGCAGGCACCGGCCGCGCAGGAGCCCCAAGAAGAGCCCCAAGGCGGAGCCGGGCCAGGCCGGGGCCGCCAUGGACGCUGCGAUUUGGAUCUACCAGUUCCGGCUGAUUGUGCUGGGCGACUCCACAGUGGGCAAGUCCUGCCUUUUGCACCGUUUCACCGAGGGCCGCUUCCCGGGGCCGCUGCACUCCGACCCCACCGUGGGGGUGGACUUCUUCUCCCGGCUGGUGGAGAUUGAGCCCGGCAAGAGGGUCAAGCUGCAGCUCUGGGACACGGCGGGGCAGGAGCGCUUCAGAUCAAUAACACGAUCUUACUAUCGCAAUUCUGUGGGUGGCUUAUUAGUCUUUGACAUCACAAAUCGUCGGUCUUUUGAACAUGUGAAGGACUGGCUAGAAGAAGCAAAAAUGCAUGUGCAGCCCUUUCAGAUUGUGUUCCUGUUAGUAGGACAUAAGUGUGAUUUAGUGUCACAGCGCGAGGUUACAAGAGAAGAAGCUGAAAAACUGUCAUCUGACUGUGGUAUGAAAUACAUAGAAACUUCAGCAAAAGAUGCCACGAAUGUUGAAGAGUCCUUUACCAUUCUUACGCGAGAUAUCUAUGAACUUGUGAAAAAAGGAGAAAUCACAAUUCAAGAUGGAUGGGAAGGUGUCAAGAGCGGCUUUGUUCCAAACGUUGUACAUUCAUCAGAAGAAGCUGUAAAGCCCAGACAACAGUGCAUCUGCUGAAUUUGUAGCACGCCAAAGAGCACAUCGGGCGUUCAGAAGAUGAUGCCAACCUAAAUAACAGAAUAAUAAUUUUGGAACAAUAUUAGAUCAUGACAUAGCUGACUCAUAGAACGGUAAUUUGUUUUUUUUAUCCUACUGUCUAGGUCAUAACUUUAUAAAACUUUAAGCCUUUCUUUUCUUUUACAGCGUACAAUAACUUUGUGUAGUCUUCAGGAAAAGAAAUCAUAUAUUGCUAAAGGAAAAAUGGAUCCUAUAGCAAGAUACUGAGAAAGCGCAAUAAUCAUUGUGACAACAUCCUCUCUUAGGCUUUGUAUUUUGAAUACUGUUUAAAAUCAAGGCUUGCUAGGUGAGGAUCAGAUGAGCUCAUUACUUCUGUUCAUCCUGCCUUAGUUUUGGACAAGAAAAUAUUAUACCUUAUACUUUUUUUAUGGGGUUCCUUACUCGAGUGCAGGGUUGCUAGUGACCAUUAAAGUCUGGAAUGCUGUAGAAUUUAAUAAUAAAGAUAACUCUAAAGAAAGCAAGCUGAAAGAUUGCUCCAACAGCAAACACUUUUGAUAUGACUAUGAAUACAAGCCUUACUAAAGAAAAAGAAUGUUUUAGAAAAGAUGAUUUAUUUGUAUACUGAAAAGGAGAAUAGAAGCAUUGAAAUUUAUUAUUUAGUAUUUUCUGAAUUGCCAAUGAUGCUAAAUAUAACAUCACAUAUGAUCCAGCUGUUAUUUGACUUGUAUACAAAAUGUAUUUCCCAACUACUGGAGCUAGCAUUUCAGAGGCUGGAUCCUCAUCUGGGUAAUUAUCAUACCCACACUGAUGCCUAGCAAAUUAUGUUAAUUUACACAAACGAAUUCCAUAUUAGCUUUAAAAAAUAAAUUUACUUCUAACUAGAAGUAAAAAUAAGUUAAAAACUGCUGCAACCUAUGGGGACCAGGCCUUAAAUUUGAAUAGAGCAAGGAUUGUUUUAUUCUCAGCCAGCAAAUGUUAAACUGUUGUCUAAAAACUGUAGGUUUUAAAACCAGAACUUCUACGAAUAGACUGUUUGAAAAGGAGAGAAAUUAUAAAAUAAUGCUUAGUUAACAGUAAGCAAAGUUGGAGAACUUUGUUCUAAGACAGCAACACAUAAUAGCUUUUAAUAACAGUAACAAUAGGAGAAAUCUGUGAUCGUGUAGCAUUAUAGUGAGCUUGAGGUCAUCUUCCUGCUCCUCUGAAUAUAACACACACUAGCUUUAUGCAAACUAUGCCCUAUAUGCCUAGCACUUAAAUACCAAAUAAGUCUACUUCUCUUGUAUUGUAGUAAUAUAACAAGAUGGCUUGAUCUCCAGAGUUGUUAAGCAUCUACAGUUUAUGUGGGCAUACUCAUAACCUCUGAGCAUCAAGCCAGCUGUCUUCAUGUCAAGGUGUGUUAUCAUGUCACAAUUCUCCAUUUUCAAGACCAGGCAACAAGUCUAUUUAAUCUAACUUUUUUCUUCAACAUCUAAUUGAUUUUCCCUCAGGUUACUUCUAGGUCCUGUUACAGUCCUUUUGUAACUAUUCCAUAGCAUAGAGACAGAUUGCUCGGUUCCAGUUAUUUCAUUCAUGUAGAGCCACUAAAAUUAUUGACUUCAAAGGGAACUGAAAGAUUAUUCUUUUCAACAGCCUGAGUCUUGCUUGGACUGAGGCACUGUUACACUGUCAUAGAAGGACACAGAGGCCUUAAUAUAAACAGGAAUCAGCCUUAAUUCAUUAGCAAUUAAAACAGUUAAUUAAUUCUAGUCUCAGCGUGCCACAAAGUCAUUCCUGUGAGCCUGAUUCUCUCUUAAACUACAUAUUUUAGUCGUUUACACUGAAACAAUUUUGAUUGAGGGCAUUUUAGGCCCUAUUUGCAUAAACAUAAGUUACUACAGAUACCAAAAGAUAGUGCAGAAUCAGGUUGUGUGCAUUUAACACUGAUUCCCCUAUGAUACUAGGCCCACGUUAUUUAUCUCGGAAGGUCUUCUCUUAGCUGUUUAAGAGGACAGAAUGGGCCAAUGAGUAAAUCAGUGGCUGGGGAGUAAACAGCACUGGUGUACUGUGUGUUUCUGAGCAAGGCAUUCAUGUUUUCCGUGCCUCACUUUUUGUAUCUCAAAUAUGGAGAUGAUCAUUCUGCCUCGAAUUCACAAAGACUGCUGAGGCACAAUCUAACUGUAUGGUCUUCAGCCUGGACUCUUCUCUGUGUGCUACCUGUUGUAGAGUGUUUAGCACCAUCGGAUGUGGAUACUGGUUUCGUCUGCCAUACCAAAAAUCAUAUUAAAAAUAUUAAAUCAACUUUUUUAAGUACCAGGUAUUGCUAUUACUCUGAAUCUGGAUUUCAUUACACAUUUCAGUACUUUCAGGUGAAAGCCUUUUAUCUUAAACUUUUCUUCCUGCAUCCUCUGGAGCCAAUGAGCUUUUCAUUCUGUAUGAAAAGAGUCAGGGGUGUUUGUCA